AUGCUGCGUUUUGCCAGUUUUCUGCUGAUAACAACCAUCGUGUAUUGUUCGCCGCCAAUGUGCCACUGUCCGAACGGACAAGUCGGCUUGCAAUGCCCGACUCCGAUCACCUUCAACUGUCCGCCGUCUCCGCCGUGUCCCAGCUCGCCGCCGUGCAAUAUGUUCGCCGCACUUCCCACUCUACCGACGUUCGCCACUUUCGCGCCAUUUGCGGUCACCCAAUCACCACAGCAACUGCCACCUGCGAUCUCGCCGCCAGUAAAUGGACAGGAAGCGUUGGUUGGCAUUAAUCAACCACCAACUGCGCAGAUCCGGGAACCUUAUGCUCCUCAGCAGCCACCACCACCUCCACCACCUCCCGCUCCACAGGCACCACCAGUUCAGCAAUACGUUGAAGCCGGAACAGAACCGCCAUUGGUGAUUCAGGAUUCAACCACAAUUCGGCCAUCAACACUUCCAAGUGAAAAAUACGUCGAGCUUGAGAAUCCGGAAGAUUGUCAGCCACCUCCACCAGUUCUCCACAAUGUCGUCGACCACGUAUUCGAAUCCGAACCAAAUAACGGUUACCGACAGCCAGUUCGUCGUCAAGCUGUCAGCGAGAAAUGCAACGAUGACAGGUUGAAGAGAAUUAUCGAAGAUAAUGUCGACGAGAAUCCUUCAACGUCGAAACGGAAAAUCCAGAAGGCGGCAGCCGAGGAGAUUGGCGGAUUAUUCGAUGUGAUCUGCUCGGCACACGACUUCUCGUAUCUGGCCAACACUCAAUUAUUCUGCGAAGCCGGCAACGACGACGUUACCUGCUUCGCCUUCUUGCAUUCGUUAAUUCAAUAA
This is a messenger RNA of Caenorhabditis bovis, 828 nucleotides long. Lineage: Eukaryota; Metazoa; Nematoda; Chromadorea; Rhabditida; Rhabditidae. The record is from the annotation of a GenBank genome assembly.